CGGGUGCUGAGAUUAGCCCCGUAGCAAAUUACAAGCACAGGGCACAGCGUUCGCAACUGUUAAUCAUUCCAGUUGGAGUGGGAGAGCCGACGAAAUAAAUGGAGGAGCACAAAACGCUUGUCAAGGACGUGUUUGGCGAAUCAUCGGACAGCGACGACGAAGAAGAACAACAGCUUCAGUCUAAAGAUUCAAGUAAUGUAGAUCCAUCUGAAUCAAUCUUCGGUGAAAGCCCCAACUGGGAACGAAUCGAAGAAAUCAAUGGCUUAUGGUUGUGCAGAGACUUUCUCUCUCAUGAUCAACAGUCUUUGUUGCUAUCCGAAAUCGAAGAAGAAGGAUGGCUCGUUGAAGCGUCUCACAAUCAGGCUAUGAGGUUUGGCAAUCUUCCGGUGUGGGCAAUUAAACUUUCUAACUCUAUUCGUGAGGUGGUUCUUCUCAGUGGUUAUGUUCUUGACUCCAUGGACAAUUCAAAUUGUAAUGAGGAUAAAGAAGUCUGUCUCUUCCCAUCAGAUUUAAUAUGGAGAGAGCCUCUCUUUAAUCAACUGAUAGUAAACAUAUAUCAACCAGGGAAUUUGUGCACAUGUUGAUCUUAUGCGCUUUGAAGAUGGAAUUGCCAUUGUCUCUCUGGAGUCGUCCUGUGUGAUGCAUUUUAGCAGAGUUGAAGGAGGAGCUUUGGAUAUUGGAAAGGAAUAUGAGAUGGGUUUGCCCUUGACAAAGAUUCCUGUAUAUAUGACCCCGGGAUCUCUAGUCCUAAUGUGGGGAGAAGCACGUUACCUCUGGAAGCAUGAGAUAAACCGCAAGCCAGGGUUUCAGAAAUGGGAAGGGAAAGAUAUAGAUCAGAAAAGGAGAACCUCCAUAACAUUGAGGAAGCUCUGCCCGACUGGGUAAUGACUAUAGGGAAAAUUCUCUUGCAGCGUUUACUAGCUGUUGAGUAUAUUUCUGGCAGUAUAUGUCAAUAGAGUUAAUGUUGUUUUGAUAUGUUGCUGUUGAAUUCUCAUAUAUUCCAGAGGUUUGCGAUAUUAAAAUGACCUUUGCCUUUUGCAAAUACAUUGCCAAGGGUAUUCAGAUACAUAUUAUACUUUCUUGGUGGUAAAAGUAAUUCAGGACGUUUUGCUUCUC
Messenger RNA from Ilex paraguariensis (yerba mate), 1116 nucleotides. NCBI's taxonomy places the organism in Eukaryota, Viridiplantae, Streptophyta, Magnoliopsida, Aquifoliales, Aquifoliaceae. The record is from the annotation of a GenBank genome assembly.